AUGUUUGAAGUGCAUGAUGAUAUGUCCCUCUCAGCACGUGGUGCUGACGGAGUUGGGUCUCCCCUCAUCUGGCCCCCGGUCUUCGUUCUCCGCGUUAGUGGAUUGUUGCCUUCUUCAACAGUACUAGUACUGCAUACGAUGUUGACGAGGUACUAUCCUACCUGUGUUGUCGUACUGCUCAAAAGAAGCAAACGACGUGGACGCAUCAAGAAGUAGCACGCUGCUUGGUUUAUACUCCCUCCUCAACGGCACCAGAACAUUGUGUACCCGACGACAUGACUCACACCUCGAAGGAUGAGUUACCUCGGUCAAUGAAAGCGCACGUUCUCGAAAAGUUCAACACGCCCUACGCGUUACGGGAGGUGGCCGUGCCGAGCAUUGAGGAUCAGCAUGACAUACUCAUCCGCGUAGAUGCGGCGUCCUACUGCCACACCGACGCCGUACUGGCUGCUGGCCAAUUGGGCCCAGAGUCGAUGCUGCCGCACGUGGGGUGUCACGAGUUCGCAGGCACGGUGGUUGCUUUGGGCAGUGAUGUUCAAGCUUACCAGGUUGGCGAUCGCGUCGCCGUGCGAGGACGAGGAUACCAUGUUUGUGGGAAGUGCAUGGAAUGUAUGAAUCCUUCGGGCUUGGACCCCGAUGAGCCGGGAUACUCUGUCUACUGUCCCUACGUUGAACGGGGAUUGGGCGUAGGGCCAGGCAGACACGGUGGGUUCCGCGAGUAUGCUCUUGUCGACUCACGACAGGUUGCGGGUAUUCCGGAGGGGAUGACGGCUGUCGAAGUCGCGCCUUUGAUGUGUGCCGGGUUGACUGUCUAUUCGGCGCUGAGGAACUGUGAGCUCAAGCCUGGGCAGAGAGUUGCGAUCAUGGGGUGUGGUGGUGGACUGGGACAUCUGGGGUUGCAGUUUGCUGUUAAAAUGGGGUUGAAUGUCACGGGCGUGGAUGUUGCGCCUGGGGCGCUGGAGCUGGCGAGAGAGGUAGGGACUGGGAUAGGAGCGAGGAUCGUUGAUGCGAGGACUGAGAGCGCUGGGGAUGUCAGAAGGGCGAUUGGGCAGGAGGACGGGAGAGAGCAUCUAGCUGAGAUGGGGGUUGAUGCUGUGCUGAUUCUGCCGGAGAGUCAGAGGGCGUUCGACUAUGGGGUGGAGUUGGUUAGGAAUGGUGGGAUCGUUGUCGUUGUGUCGUUUCCCAAGGAUGGGUUCCAUGUUGCGGCAAGUGAUCUGGUGUUUAGAAGGAUUCGUGUUAUUGGGUCGCUGAUCGGGUCGAACAAGGCUAUGAGGGAUAUGUUUGAGUUUUGUCGACGAGAGGGAGUCAAGGCCAAGGUUAAGACGUAUGCUUUUGAACGGUUGAACGAGCUUGUUGAGGAUUAUCACAAGGGUGUCGCCGGGAAGUUGGUGCUCGACCUAGGGAUGAAGGAGUGACUGGUAUCCUCCUUUGUGACGAAACCGCGGGCAUGGUGAA
Molecule: messenger RNA, 1455 nt
Organism: Exophiala viscosa
Lineage: Eukaryota; Fungi; Ascomycota; Eurotiomycetes; Chaetothyriales; Herpotrichiellaceae
Product: chaperonin 10-like protein
Exons: 2
Coding region: 276-1415 (379 amino acids)
Cellular component (GO): cytoplasm
Molecular function (GO): alcohol dehydrogenase (NAD+) activity
Source: RefSeq, a predicted model, not a curated record